GCCGGCUUCAAUAUCUUCACUAGCCACGACGGCUACGACCGCCUGGUCUCGACUUGUCUCACAAACGUUUCUCUAGUGCUUGCUUGUAGACCGUUAGUUAUAUCAUGGCGUCCGGCGACGUGCCUUCACUCCAGCUCAACGGAACCGUUGAACCUACGACCAUGGCCCUGCCCCCAGCAGACAACACGCCCUCUGUCCCCGAUUUUGGAGAGCCGGAGCCGGAGCCGUCGCGGCCUGGCGCACCCGCGCGGAAUGACACGACCUACUCCAAGCUCUCCAUGAUGUCGGUGCCGCCAGAGGGAUCUAUCCUGACGGGCAAGCAAGAGCACUACCUCAAGCGCGAACUCAUAUCACAGCAGACCCAAUUCGAAAUCUCCGAGCUUUCCUCUCCCACCGCCCUCCAGCGCUUCGGCGCGCCCUUCCGAUCGGAUGCGGGGGAAGUUGCGCCAGAGGACUCCGAGCUGCCCGUUCUUCGCUACAUUUUCGUACACCAUGUUCGCAACUUCCCUUUCCUGGACAAGGCUAAGGAGAAGGAGUUCUGGCAAGACAAACUGCAAAUAUUCCUCGAAUCAUUUGCAAACAAGAAUAUAUCCUCAUCCGAGGAUCGGUUGGAAGAGACUAAGCGCAGAAAGCUCGCUUUGAAGGCAGAGAAGCUGGUGGAGCUUAUGAUGGUCUCCGGCAUACCUACCGCGUCUGGCUACGAGGAGAGGAUACGCUUUUCAGAGAUGGAAAUCGUCGACCGAGGCGCGAAUGAGAACGGCCUGAAGCUGAAUGCGCCUGACGGACACUUUAUAAAUGGUUGGGAUAUUAACGUUGCCGGCGUGCGGACGACAUCUGUCAAGAAGCACGUCCGGUACCACACCCAUGCUGAGUACAUUAUCAGAGUGAAACAAUCCGGCUCCCACGAUUUCUAUAUCGGCCGACGGUUUGCGGACUUUGUAAAAUUACACAAAAGAAUACGAUUAGAGCUUCCUGGAAAAGUGCUCCCUCCACUACCCCGGAAAAACAAAAAAGACUCUGUUCUUACAUCAGCCGAUGAUGAUGCCAGCUCAGUAUCCUCCAUAUCCACACAAGGACCAGAACCAGAGCCGUAUGAUAAUAAUGGUGGUGGCGCCGGCGGCGGCCUUCGAGGCUGGUUGUACGGAAAUCACAAACGAAACAGUUCAAAUACCUCAUUAGGGACGCCUAAAACCCACUCACCAAGAGCUUCCGGCGAAAAUCUGGCUUUUCACCCACCACGCGUGCUUUAUCGGGAAGAGCAGCGUGUCUCUCUUCGCGCCUUCCUCAGAAAUUUCCUGUCUAACGAGGUUAUUGCACAGUCCAGCGCAAUGGCCGAAUUUCUCACCCGUGAUCCCGUUGAAAUAAACGAGGAGGAGAUGGAGGACAUUGAGAAGCGGAAGAUAAUGGAUGAGAAACGUAUCGAAGAGCAGAGGCAGUUCUACGAGGUCGCGCGGCAGCGAGCAGCUGAGCUCGACAUCCACAUGGAGAAGUUCCGCCGCGAGAUCGUGGAGAGCAAUGGUCUUUCGCACCUUUUCCAGGAGAUCAAGGUCAAGAACAAGAUUGCGGACCUCAAACCGGAGUUUCAAAAAUUCGCCGAAUGGUUGCGAAUUGAAGUCGCAGCCACCAUCUAUCACCUGUUCCUCGCGGAAGACAAUUCGCCGGAGCUUUUUGCACAAGCAAAGCGGAUCCACUCCCUAGUUCCCUAUAGCGUACUCAAACAGGUUAUCAAGUACGCGAAUCCUGCGGCUGUUAUGGCUGGAGUUCUAGAUCUCUUCCUUGCACAACCUUUCGGCGCUCGGUCUUUGCUACAGCGGAUGUUUGGCUUAGCCAUCAACGAUGGUGUCAAGUCUGUACAAAAGUCAAUAGACGCUCUCGGUUCGACUAAGAUCAAGGACGAAGUCUUGUGUGCGAAGCUCAAGGCUUUCGUAGAAGCCGACGAAGAUGUGCAGGACAUAUUACGAGAAGAAGCUGUGAAGGACAACGUGGAUAUCGUCGUCACCGUUCUUCGGUCGGAACUGCUCACGCCCGAACUUAAGCCGGAACAAGUUGAGAAGAUUUUCAACGCGUAUGUGGCCUGGAACAGCGCAGUAGAAAACACAGGACGUGCCCGACUGAGCAGGAAGUCAAGCUCAUACAGCUCGAAGACCGUCGAGAAAACGAAAGGUUCAAUACAACUUGACAAAGAUCUACGGCAAGGCGCAGAGCUAUUUGCCCACUUGAAGCAGUAUCUGAAGCUUUGCCUUCGACAACGAGACAAGCAGAUGAUGCUUGAGCUCAUCGAAGAACCCACAACACUCCAGCUUUUCCGCGACCUCUUCACCAUCUUCUACGAGCCCCUCGUCCGUGUCUAUAAAUCCGCCAACGUCUACAACAGCAUCACCGACUUCGCCAUGUUCGUUGACGACACCAUCCGCACCAUCGAAGCUUGCCAGCGCCAGGAUAUCUCUGCAGAUCCCAAUCAAACCGUGCAAAUGUUCAUCGAUCUGUGUGCCCGUCAUGAAGACAACUUCUACAAGUUUGUCCACGAGGUGCACCUUCACGACAACGGGCUCUUUGAGCAGCUCAUGGGCUGGCUAGAAGGUAUCCUCGAGUUCCUUAGGCACGGACCCAGAGGCGGCGGCAAGCUCGAUAUGAAUGCGCUUUUCCAGGGCGGCAUGGACUCGGGAACCAUCGACAAGGUCAAGGCGAUCAAGGAGAUCAAUAAUCUGAUCAGGUGGCAGACGGCGAGGAAGAAGUGGCACCAGGACAAGACGAGGCAGAAGAUGGCUAGUGGAGGUGGUGAAGAGAAUGAUAACAUUCUUAGCGGUAUGGGUGGGUUCAAGACAUCGGACUUUGGGCUUAAUGAGGUAAGUUUCCUCUCUCUGCGGCAGAAUGGUAAAGGAUACUGACUGCUCGCAGCUCGAUCUCCAGGAUCUCGAACUCGACGACGAUGCAGAUGACGACGACGAGAGCGAGAUUGACGACGAAGACAUGGCGGAUCCUAUCGCCGCAGAGCAGAAACGGAGAGCCAGGGCG
Molecule: messenger RNA, 3015 nt
Organism: Paraphaeosphaeria sporulosa
Lineage: Eukaryota; Fungi; Ascomycota; Dothideomycetes; Pleosporales; Didymosphaeriaceae
Exons: 4
Coding region: 105-2888 (927 amino acids)
Molecular function (GO): phosphatidylinositol binding
Source: RefSeq, a predicted model, not a curated record